AUGUCAGAAAAAGAAGGCCAUACUCUCGAGUCGCAGUCAGAGACACAGCGGUCGAAUGGCCGGGAGAGCCUGGCUGGUGUUGAGGGACUGAAAGGGGAGCCACGUAAGGAUGACGACCAGUCCAGACAAGACUCCGUCAUAUUUGACCGAGUUGCCGAAAGCCGACUCCGACUCAAAAUUGACCUCUUCAUCGUACCGACAGUAUCGUUGUUGUACCUUUUCUGCUUUAUUGAUCGCGCCAAUUUGGGAAACGCCAAAAUUGCCGGCAUGGAUAAGGACCUACAAAUGCGUGGCUACGAUUACAACCGCAUCAUCACCAUAUUCUACAUAUCAUACAUUCUUUUUGAAAUACCGGGCACCUUGUGCUGCAAAUGGAUGGGUCCGGGCUGGUUUCUUCCUCUGAGCGUUGUGCUGUUUGGCAUUGCAUCCGUCUGCACAGCUUUUGUUAACACAGUCCCUCAAGCCAUGGGCGUCCGGUUCCUGCUAGGGAUAUUUGAAGCCGGUAUGCUGCCAGGAAUUGCAUACUACCUCUCCCGUUGGUACCGUCGGGCAGAGCUUGCCUUUAGGCUUGCUCUUUACAUCGUCAUGGCGCCUCUCGCGGGAGCCUUUGGGGGCUUAUUGGCCUCUGCGAUCUUAAGUCUAGAUCACUUCGGCGGGCUUCACUCUUGGCGGAUGAUCUUCGCUAUUGAAGGCAUCAUAACCAUAUCUCUUGGCUUAGUGUCUUUCAUUACUCUCACGAGCAGCCCAAUGUCCGCACGAUGGCUAAGCAAGGAAGAAAGAGCGCUCGCGAUUGCCCGCAUUGAAUCGGAGCGCAUGGGAACCGUUAUUCUUGACAAAAUCGACAAGACCAAGCUCAUGCGAGGCAUAUUCUCCCCCGUUACUCUCGCAACUGCCUUCAUAUUCCUACUCAAUAACGUCACGGUUCAGAGUCUUGCCUUCUUCGCCCCUACCAUCGUGCAAACCAUCUACAAGACCGAGACCGUGGUUCGCCAGCAGCUCUAUACAGUGCCUCCUUACGUGGUUGGUGGGUUCUUUACCCUCUUUCUCCCGCUAAUAAGUUGGCGUAUCGAUCGGCGUUUAAUCUUCUUUGUACUAUCCGCGCCACUGGUCAUGAUCGGUUACUGCAUGUUUCUUGGCACCAAAGUCGCAACAGUACGAUAUGCCGCCACAUUUCUCAUUGCCUCAUCAGCCUUCGCAUUCGGUCCGUUCUCUAAUGCCCAUGUUUCCGCAAAUGUGGUCAGCGACACUGCACGAAAUGGUGCCAUCGGGAUGAAUAUCAUGUGCGGGAACAUAGGUGGUUUGAUUGCGGGCUGGACAUUCCUCCCUUGGGAUGCACCAGAUUACCAUAUUGGCAAUGGACUAAAUCUGGCGACAGCCAGUAUGACUCUCAUUGUCAGUAUCUUAAUGUGGAUAUGGAUGGAAAGGGACAAUAAAAAGCGUGAUGCACAAAAUGUUGAGACUGAGCUGACUGGCUUGACUGCCAAAGAGAUUGAGGACUUGGACUGGAAGCAUCCUGAGUUUAGAUGGAAAACUUGA
Pochonia chlamydosporia 170 is the source of this 1536-nucleotide messenger RNA. RefSeq names its product MFS transporter. The transcript is spliced from 3 exons. The record is from RefSeq and is a predicted model, not a curated record. Gene Ontology annotation, molecular function: transmembrane transporter activity. Gene Ontology annotation, biological process: transmembrane transport. The coding region runs from base 1 to 1536 and encodes 511 amino acids. Lineage: Eukaryota; Fungi; Ascomycota; Sordariomycetes; Hypocreales; Clavicipitaceae. Gene Ontology annotation, cellular component: membrane.